Molecule: messenger RNA, 1495 nt
Organism: Syngnathus acus (greater pipefish)
Lineage: Eukaryota; Metazoa; Chordata; Actinopteri; Syngnathiformes; Syngnathidae
Product: SPRY domain-containing SOCS box protein 4
Exons: 3
Coding region: 163-1095 (310 amino acids)
Biological process (GO): proteasome-mediated ubiquitin-dependent protein catabolic process
Cellular component (GO): SCF ubiquitin ligase complex
Molecular function (GO): protein binding
Source: RefSeq, a predicted model, not a curated record
UGGCGUCAGACGAGUGCGGGUUGAUGGACAGCGGCGUUCCUGUUCCGGAGAUCGUCAAAACAACGUUGACAACACGGGCGGCGCUUACGUUAACGCGGUGCGCGUACGCACGACGCGUCCGAUAAGAGUGCUAUAUAAUGGACGCGACUUAAGCGCAAAUAUAUGCGGUGGACGGCCCACAGACGUACGGAAGACAGCAUCACAACAGAUCUGUUCAUCCCGAUGGGUCUCUCACUGUCAACAUGGUUCCAUAACAGGACGAAGAAGCAUUCAUCUUCCUUCUCUUCUGUUUUCUCUUCUCUGGCCAUCCCGACGUCGUCUCGCCUCAAGAUCAUUCUGAACUCCUCCCCAGUUCCUCCAAGAGACAGUCGCUCACGUUGGAGCUCGCUCCAUUGCUCUCCUCAUUUCCUGCUGUCUGCCGACAGGGAAGAAGCGACGCGUUUACCCGUGGAGUUGAGUAGCGACGGGGUGAGGGCAGAUACAGGGGUCAAAGACGGGCUUCACGUGUGGGAGGUGAUGUGGAAUGCCAACCAUAGAGGAAGCCAUGCCGUUUUAGGCAUCUCCAGGCAGAGCUGUCCUCUGCAGGCUUCGGGCUAUAAUGUUCUGGUGGGGGCAGACUCCCAGUCGUGGGGCUGGGAACUCCAAAGCAAUCAGCUCUGGCAUGACAGACGAAGUCGUGGAGCGUACCCACAAAAGAGGAGAAUGUGUUGCACUAAAAGUAUUCCGCCAUGGUCUUCCCAACUUAGCCCAUCAGGCCUGGAAGUGCCAGAUACACCUUUUCCCAUUCCUGAACGCAUCCUCAUGGUCUUGGAUGCAGACGCAGGGACUCUUGGAUUUGUCGUUGAUGGUCACUUCCUCGGUGUUGCGUUCAAAGACCUCCCCUGUGGUGUGGCGCUAUUCCCAGCCGUGAGCAGCGUGAGAGGAGGAGCCUGCAUACGACUCCGAUACCUGAACGGAGCCACUCGCAACCCCCCGGGCUUGAUGGCUUUGUGUGGACUCGUCAUUCAACAUCAUUUGGGCCGAAAGAGGCAAAAUCAAGUGGACAAGCUUCCUCUUCCACCUGUUCUUCAGCGCUACGUUCUUUCUAGUCACUAGUUUACUGCCAGACAACCUUGAAAUAAGUGAAAUCUGUGAUAUAGAAAUAUCACUCACAUUUUUUAAAGUUGGCUUAAACUUGUUUUGAUCUGGUACAGGACAUUUGUUGAGUACAGUUCAGUUGUGUUUAUAAGUACAUUUGCAUAUCAUCAUUACAAAUGUUUAUUUUCAAACACUUAUUUAGGUAUAAUUUGCAACAACAUUAAUGUAAAUUUAAUCGUUAUUCAAGUAGUUUUUAUUAAGCAAUAUUUAAGUGCAGUGUUUACAUAAUGUUACAGUGGUUUACGAUAGGAAUAAAUGGAAUAAAUGUUUUUGUACUGAUCUGAGAUUGAAAUUGGUCCUGUUGUGUCCAAUGUUAAAAUUAUUUUUGUGUGCACAAAAUAAAUAACCCAUAAACCAA